Molecule: messenger RNA, 1236 nt
Organism: Stegastes partitus (bicolor damselfish)
Lineage: Eukaryota; Metazoa; Chordata; Actinopteri; Pomacentridae
Product: synaptotagmin-1-like
Exons: 8
Coding region: 1-1236 (411 amino acids)
Biological process (GO): calcium ion-regulated exocytosis of neurotransmitter; synaptic vesicle endocytosis
Cellular component (GO): dense core granule; exocytic vesicle; axon
Molecular function (GO): phosphatidylserine binding; SNARE binding; clathrin binding
Source: RefSeq, a predicted model, not a curated record
AUGACUGGGAUCCGUCGAGCUGCCCCGAGCACCUCAUCCGUCCCUACGAAUUUGCCAAAUGCAACAGCCACACCGGGCCAAAAGCAAUCUGGGGGCCAGAGUCCCAACAAGUUCAUGAAUGAACUACACCACAUCCACAUGCCAUCAUGGGCUGUUGCUGCACUUUGCAUCGUGAGCUUGUGUGUGGUGCUGUCGUGCGCUGUGUGUGUGUGGAAAAAGUGCUUGAAAAAGAAGGACAAGGACAAAGAAAAAGAAAAGGACAAGAAACAGGGAAAAGAGAAGAGCAAGGGAGGUUUUGACACUGAAAUGGAAGGAGGUUACAAUGAGCCCCUAAAAGACAAACUAAACAAAGAAACAGAUCUGUCAGAUAAUGAGCCCAAGGAGGAUGAGAAGCUGGGCCGACUACAUUUCUCAUUAGAUUACAACUUCACAGAUAAUACGCUGGUGGUAGGCAUCCUGCAGGCUGCAGAGCUUCCUGCGAUGGAUGUGGGAGGCAGUUCUGACCCUUACGUUAAACUCUAUCUGCUACCGGACAAAAAGAAGAAGUUUGAAACCAAAGUUCAUAGGAAGACUCUGGAACCCAACUUCAAUGAAACUUUCACUUUUAAGGUAGCGUACACUGAGCUGGGCGGGAAGACACUGGUGAUGACUGUGUACGACUUUGACCGCUUCUCAAAGCACGACGCCAUCGGAGCUGUGAAGAUACCGAUGAGCAGCGUGGACUUCAGCCAGUCUCUGCAGGAGUGGAGGGAUCUGCAGAAGGCAGAGAAGGAGGAGAGCGAGCGGCUUGGAGACAUAUGUUUGUCCUUGAGGUAUGUGCCUACUGCAGGGAAGCUGACAGUGGUGAUUCUGGAAGCCAAAAACCUGAAGAAAAUGGAUGUUGGUGGAUUAUCAGACCCGUAUGCGAAGAUCCACUUAAUGCAGAAUGGGAAAAGACUCAAGAAAAAGAAAACAACGAUAAAGAAAAACACUUUGAACCCUUACUACAACGAAUCUUUCAGCUUUGAAGUACCAUGUGAACAGAUAGAGAAGGUGCAGGUAGCAGUGACCGUCCUGGAUUAUGAUAAGAUUGGGAAGAACGACGCCAUUGGGAAGGUGCUGCUGGGCGGUAACAGCACCGGGACCGAGCAGCGCCACUGGUCAGACAUGCUGGCGAACCCUCGGCGGCCAAUAGCUCAGUGGCACAGCCUCAAACCGGAGGAUGAAGUCAACGCAUUAAUUUCCAACAAGAAGUAA